Messenger RNA from Varroa destructor (honeybee mite), 6915 nucleotides. RefSeq lists its product as uncharacterized. The record is from RefSeq and is a predicted model, not a curated record. NCBI's taxonomy places the organism in Eukaryota, Metazoa, Arthropoda, Arachnida, Mesostigmata, Varroidae.
CACACGUAUGCUUUACGGUUUAAAAUGAUAACAAAAAGAAGAAUGGCUAAACGACUGAUCUAGCGCAACAGCCGGAGAGAGACUUUGAGGCGCCACGAAUUUCGACAGAAACCACACCACUGCGAAAGGGUCAGACCACAAAAUGGUCUGAUAACAGUGGCAUUUUAUGUAAAAGAAGUAUACAUAAAAACUUCGCAAGAAGAAAGCACUAGAAAAGUCUGCAGCGACAACUUUGCGUGAGGACUGGCGAAGUUUGGUGAGAAUAUAAAUUUAAGCGAUCCAUUGGAUUAAUCACGACGACCUCGGCCUCACCAUCUCGUUGUUAAAAUCAACGUUCUUUGGAGUGAAGUAAUGAGAAUAAUAAAACUAUACUUACGGUAACUUAGCGUAAUUUCAUCUGCUGUAUUUAGCCAACAGAGACAUUAGCCGAAGCUUGGUUAACAAAUUAAACUUCAGCAAGGCCGGAGUAAAAAAAAACAGUGCUACUAAAACGUCGGCUAAGUUACCGGUUUUGUGGCAAUGUCUGUUGUGCUCUCGUUAAAGACAAUAUUAGUUGCAUUUAUAAAUAGCGAACCUUAAUUAGACCGGAGUAGCAUUAUACAUUUCUAAAAUUUCAAUAUCAGAUGUCAUUUUACUUGCACUUUUCUCACAUUAGUGGUGCUACUACUGUUGAUGGAAAUACAUAUAUAAAGGAAUCAUUUGAUUAUGGAUCCAGUAGAUGCAUUUGGUAUUUAGUGGUCUUGUGAUACUCUGCCUGUCGCAGCAGUUACUAGAAAUUGAGCGAGUGAAAAAUUUUGAAUUCGUUUCGUUCUUCAACGAAUUUAUAUGGACUACGGAUUUAAAUACGUAAAUAACCAAAUAUGGAUUACCACUCCGACAGCCCACCGGGUUGUUGCGACGCCAUCCGAACCUUACGGGGCCGUGAGCGCUGUUCGCUUAACCGUAUUCUUAAAUGCAUCGACGUAAUUGCCUUGCUCAUCGUUCUCGUCGUGCAGGGGUCGACGUUGAACUUUUUUCUCAUUAGCCGCAUGGAAGGCAGUGGCAACGGCUGGUACUUUUGGUUUCUUGCGGACUUCGCUGUUCUUCUGAUUACCAUGAGUGCGGUAUUUGUCGCAAGGCGCCAACAAAAUCACCGACUUCUCGUCAUUGGCAGCAUUCAAGGUACAACCUCUGAAAACGUAACUCUAACACGGGUACUCUCACAACAGCCAUGUCUGCAGCAACAGAAUUCUAUACUGGCUGCUGGAACGAACGGGAGCGCAUGUCAGCGUUGGAUGGGAAACUUCCCUCUGUCAUAUAUUUCAUGGCUAAUGUACUCUGGCUUACUAGCAUCCAAGGUUGUUCUGCUCAUUCAGAUGGACAUUGCGGUAAACAUACCAAAUGAAGCAUGGUAUGGAUCACAGUUUUUAACAUUGGUGAUCGGCUGCGCUGCGCUUGUAUUCGCACUUUUGGUGGAUGCACACGCCCCAGCUGAUUCCCAACAGCAGACCUUCAUCGUCUUCGUCACCGCAUAUGCCUCUGCGGAGAUUUUGGAUGCUGUCACUCUAUUGAGUUUGCUUUUCCCAGGAUCUUGCGAUCGUUCAAGUGAGUUAGGACUUGAUGAUAUUAUCCUCGGAUUAACCUGUGCCAAUUUUUUGUUGCCUACUCUCUCAAUCUAUAAAUUGGCCCAAUGUCAGUUCGGAGCUGAAACGCGCCCUAUUGGCAUUAAGUUGCUGCAUCGACUUCUGGAUCUAGUGGCGAUUAAUGGGCCCUACCUUGUUAUUCGGAUGUAUCUUUGGACUCAAUUCAACACGGAUGUAUCUGUAUUUCUCCUUAAGAACGUCAUUUUUUGUUACGCCCAUAUUCGCUCGUUUGUGCCAAAGUCCCGCGAAUGGGUCAGUCACCUACGGGCAGUAAGAGAAGGUUUACUGAAUCAUAAUCAUCACAGGUCUUUUGAUGAGACCAAAGACAAAAGGACUAUCGCAUAGAAUAGCAGUAUAAGACAGCUGGUCUGACACUACAGAUGACCCCUAAUCGCACUGCUUGCAUGAUAACCGAUACAGAAAAAAGACGUAUAUUCAUGAAAACCCUUGCGUCAUGUCACCUUCGUCAAACUAUCUUUACAUCGUGACAAGUGAUAUGGUUACUGAGCAUUGAUCGUAUAUGUACCUAGGAUUUUUCAGCAGGGCUCCCUUCGGUAAUCACAGAUAUAUAGAAAUAGAAAAAAAAUCCUCAACUAUACAAUUCCAAUUUGUUACACUAUCUUUGUCGAUUGAAGUAGCUGAAGGGUAAACGAGCUUAAAACCUUUACAAAUCUGAAACCUUGAAGAUCUGCGUACCAAUCGACUCCAAUCAAUGGAAGUUAAUUAGGUUGAUAGCUAGACGAAGCGUAACAUCACGAUAUAGCACAGCACCUUAUAAGUUAUUGUAUAUAUAUAGAAGUACUAUUCUAUUCAUUACUACUUUGCUAAACUGUAAGUAGAGCGAUUGGGGCACAAUAUUAUACUUGUGAAAUUUUAACGGUCUUAGAUAUUAUCUAUUCCUCCAAGAAAUGCAAGCACGAUGAAUGAUUGUUUUCUUCUGUAGUUGCUCGUGGCGCGGCUGGAUUGGUAGGUGGUAGUUGCUCGUAGCAGGCACCCGGGUUUUUAACUCAUUAUUUCGCAAAUAAUCUUAACAAACUCGUGUAGAUGUAUAGAUAAGAAUUGCAUACGUACCUACAAACAUUGCCUAGGAUUUAGUAACUACAUGCAAAAUAAGCAACUACAUGCACGUGUAGGUUGAUAGUGGAGGUCUCAUAUGUUUAGGGUACUUAGAUGAACAAUUUUUUUCUCGUAAGAUUACAAUUAAGUAGGAUUUCGAUUUUCUUGGUAGGCUUGAUUAGCUCGUCGCCAUCACCGAACCACGUCAAGUGUAAUAUAUGUGUAUCUUCCUAAGACAUUCUUAAUAAGACAGCAUAAGACGCAUAAGUACGACGGUGAUGCGCAUCACUCGCAUUAUGUUUUUUCGAAAUACUGUAAUUACAAAUCUACUCUUGAAGAAUAAUCCACUCAUUUUCGCGUUAAAGCGCUUCGAGAUUCAACUUAUAGAGUCCCAUCUGUAGAGAAACAAAAAAUGGGUUCAUGCACCGUAGUCUGGAACGAACUUUGAAAUUCAGUGAGAUUAAAUGUCUUGUACAUAAAACUUUUUUUGGUUGCGCUGAAAAAUAUAUUCAAAAGGUUAAAUGAUCCAAGCCCAGCUAUCCUAAAAGAAUAUGUUGGGAAAUGUCCUUAAUUUUGAUUCCGUUUCGUUACUUUGUUAUGCAAAACUGCUUCAGGUAUGCUAACAUUUUUAGGACGAGAGCGCACUUGAGUGGCGGGGCAGGGCUUUCUUUGGCAGCAUUUCAAGUUGGCCCUUUCUGUAAAAUUUUUGAGCCUCCCUGAACAAUGAGGGAUGACCUUCGAUGCGAGAGUGUUAAAUCGUUUUAAGGAAUCACUAAUGUUUAGAACACUACUUUUUACAAAAGAUCUUUGAUUUCACAAAACUCGCGUAAGUUUUCCUUGCUGUCUUUCGACCCUGUAACUACCAGUUUCAGACCUUCAUGUUGUGUCGCGAAAUAUAGUUAUCGAUUAGUUAUGCUCUAGGUGAAGAACUACAACGCGCGUUUAACGAUAGUUAGUUUGUAUGACAUUUGUAGCACUAGAGUUUUGCAGGUCACUGAUCCCAUAUUAAAGUCAUGGCGGAAUGAUGCACUAUAACACCUCUAGGUUAGAUCUCGGUAUCAGAGUAGAUACUCAAACUGGUAUACUUCGCUCGCUAUAUGGAAUUCUGGUAACAAACUAUUUUAAUUUUUUAUUAAAUUUAACUCUCUAUUUUUAUUAAUCACAUUUUAACCCAAAUAUACAACUAUUAAAUCAUAUACUACCAUAAAAAUUAAAAAUUUAAUCGAAAUCGGAUAUACAAAACAAAAACACGGCAUUUUCAAUCUUUCUGCUAAAAAACAAUGACAUUUUGAAGAAAUAAACCUUAAAAAUUAUUAAUCCUGGAUACUACUUAUGACAACUUGUGCAAGUUUAUUACACGGUCUCUAAUAAGAUACACAAAAAACACAUGUUUGUUCAAGGACAACAGCGACGACCGAAUGAAGUAUAUCCUUCAUGCCCUAGCAGAACGUCCUAGCAAAGAUCAAGUUAGUUAAUAAGGGUUUAAAUGAAUAGAUUUAAAAAUGUCUUAACGGUAGUUAGAGACAAGCCCCAUUGAAAAUUUAUUGAAGUUUCACGUUUCCUAAAACUCUCUUGCUGUCAAAUCAUAUAAGCUUGAAAAGCAAAAUCUAUGAAAAAAAAUUUAUUGUUGGUACAAGUUUUUGCUAGUCUCGAAUCACGUUUUUGAAAAAUUUCAUUUAAGCCCUAUUACGUUUGGAUAACGUUUGAACUCUCUCUUUCUGCUGUUUUGUAGCAGUGUGUAUGAAAAGAACAGCGGAUUUUACAAUGCUAGUCAUACUGGCUAGAAUUCAAGGCUGUUGAGAUUUCAGGCCUUCAAUGGACUGAAAACGGUAUUUAUUAUCCUAUGAGAUCUAUACAUGAAAUCAUAAGAUAUCGAGGAAAGUCUUGCCUUCCUUCUGUGCAAAUGUGUUAAAUCUGAACUCCACCAAUAUUACUUAAGAAGAUACAGACGUUAAAAAAUGUUUACUUAAAAUAUUAAAGUUCAAAAUAUUCACAUUUUAUCAUAACUAGGAUUCACGAAUCAAAUGCUGGGACUCUGAUUGUAUUCCUAGAUACUGCUUUUCUAUGGACAGUAAAUCGUAAAAAGUCAGAGACUCAAAGUGAGUCUCUGACUUUUUACGAUUACGGACUUUAUUAUUAAGUGUAUAGUAGUAGUAGUAGUAUUAAAGUACCUUACUCAAAAAAUAUUUUUACCCUACUUCUCAAAUCUUCAAAAUCUUCUCAAACCUUCUUCUUCAAAUAAAAAAAGGUAGCGCAAAAAUUCUGAAUCUAAAGUAAAAUUUCUACUUAGAUUACGGCUUACCUGAAAAAAUCGGAUUUCGGAAUUCUAUAUAUUUUUUUUAUAAGGAAUUUUAUAAGGAGAAGAAAAACUCCGGUAUAUUCCCCUUCGGUAUAUUAUUGUGAAAGUUUAAUUUAAGAUUUUGUUUAUAUACAACACAGCUUGGCAGCCAAAUACACCUCACAUUUUACUCACCUAGACAUACUAACAUAUUCGAGUCUAGCACCUCACCGCUAGAUGCUGCAAUGUUUCUCAGUCUCCUGUUUUACGCAGAACUGCUUACAGGUUAAUUCGUGUCUUUUUUAUUUCAACACUUCUUAUUAUCAGUAUCUCCAUGUAUAUCGUUAAAAGUUAUAUGAAAACCAAUCGUUUAUUUCGCAGCACUUAAAAUACUAAUAACAAUAACGUAAAAACGUUUAUUAUGAGCGCGUAGGCUUCAUGGACAUUAUACUAGAAUCGCAGUGAAGCCAUAUGAUUGACAUACGCACCACAUAAUGCUUAAGAUACAUGUAUAGAAUUACUAAAGUUGUAUUGAACGCGGCCGGUAUUUCUGGCUGGUACUUCAACCGUAGUUUAUAAUACUGUAUAAUGAACAAAAUAUUAUGAAGAGAAACUGUUCUAAAAAAAAAACUAAGGACGAUGCUGGGUCGCAUUCUCAGCGUACUGGUACCACACCGAAGUCCAUCCAAAGGGCGCAAAUAUAAGCGAACGUCUCGAUUGGUUAAAGAUUUACAACACGAUCACCUGUUACUGAUUUUUGUGGUACGGGAAAAAUCUUACCGUUUUGCGUAAUAAGAUAAAAAAAAAAUAUAUCUUGUAGGUUACAUGUAUAUAUACCUUAGUUUGGUAUCAUUUACGCCGAGAGCUAAUUACGGAUUACGUAACCCUUUCUAACUAUUUUUUUUUUUUACUGAGUUGUAUAUACGCGUAUUUUUGCUCGAGAUGGUAUGCUAGCACAUAACCAGUACAUAACAUAGGCUAAGUCUCAAUAUGUAGAAAGCAUGAAAAUGCCGGUUUUCGUCACAAAAUUAUUACGAUUCGUAGAUUAAGAAAAUGUACUGUUCUAUAGGCGUGCAAUGUUUUUAUCAUGAUUUUUAGUUUGAGAUUCUGCGUCAAAUACUCAGCGGUGAUAGUCUGAAACGAUAGCGGACGUAAAACCUACUAUUUUAAGCCCGUGGUGAUGAAUGUAUUUAUCAAGUGAAAUGCUAAAACCCUCAUUUAGCCUGUAAGUAUGUCUCUUAAUACCAAUAAAUUGUGUAAUAGUUUUAGUUAAUUUAACUUUUUUAACAUAUAUAUCAAAUACAUUUUCUACUCUGAUUUCUUGUAGUGUUGGAUAUAUUGUCUGUCUAUUUAUUAAAACUGCUACUACUAUAAAUACUACUAAACAUCUUACUUAUACACAUAUAUAUAUAUUCUAGAGUAAUACAGGUAGCUGUGGCACUGACACUUCAGACCACCACCCGAUUAACCUUGCCGAGGUCCCUCUUAGGGACAGGAUCGCGGAGGAGGCUAAAGCCAAUGAUUAGGGGUCGUCCACUAAACGCCAGCCGACUAACCGAGUCCCAUACUGUAACUUUAACGAUUCGCUCGACUUUGAAAUCGAACACAGACCCUAUACUUAUCGGCAGCUACAUAGACAUGUAUAACACGUAUGAACUCCCAUCGUGCAACACAGAACAAAUAAAGAUUGAUAGUCAGUCUGGUGGUGCCGAAAGCCUCGCCUAGCAGAUCGUUACCACAUGCUUUUAUCAAGUUUCAAUAGGGUAGGCAAAAGCAAACCGUAUUGUGCUAAAUUCAAAUGCUAUACAUAUUUCUAUAUCCGCUGUCAGAUUGAAAUAUAUCGUACCAAGAUGUCGAAUAAUCGUUGUACGGAAAGCGUCACUUCAAUAAUGCCAGUCCUUUACAUUAACCAACAGAGCAACGUAAAAGUCAUCUUAUAGCUAGUAUGGAUAUUUUGGC